This is a messenger RNA of Oncorhynchus kisutch (coho salmon), 5261 nucleotides long. Its product is annotated as lysine-specific demethylase 2A. The record is from RefSeq and is a predicted model, not a curated record. Bases 340 to 4302 code for a protein of 1320 amino acids. NCBI's taxonomy places the organism in Eukaryota, Metazoa, Chordata, Actinopteri, Salmoniformes, Salmonidae. Gene Ontology annotation, molecular function: protein binding; DNA binding; zinc ion binding. The transcript is spliced from 23 exons.
CUGGGGCGGGUUCUUCUCUUUGGGGUUAGUGGGGGUGGUGUGUGUGUGUUUUAUGCUCAGCUGAAAAUGGCGGAUCGAAGCAGAUCGCUUUAACUUUAUCGCACAAUAACCAGGAUAACAAACUACAAAGCUAAAAAUAUGUAAGAUGGAUACAAAGUUCAGCAAUAACUUCUAGACGCCGCGCUACGGGAUAACAUACAGACCACAACAACCCAAUGAGUUAUUUCAGUUGGAAACUUAUCUCAAAAAUAAUACGUUAGCCAUUUUCCGAUUAGGAAGCUAACGUUAGCGCAAUGAUGGCUAACUAGCUAACGUUCCGUGAAUGAAGACGCUAACGUCAUGGAAGACCAAAACCCCCGUUACAGCAAGCGCUUGCGUACGGGGACGCGGCGGCGCUACCUCGAUGACGGGAUCUCGGACGAUGAGAUUGAGGGGAAGAGGACCUUUGACCUGGAUGAGAAGCUGCAGAGUGACCGGUUCAACUCCAACCUGGUUAAACACAUGGAGGGAAAAGACUUCACGUUCGAGUACAUCCAGAGGGAGGGGCUGAGAGACCCUCUGAUCUUUGAGAAAAAAGACGGCCUCGGCUUAGAGAUGCCAGACUCUGAUUUCAGUGUGAGUGACGUCAAGCUGUUUGUGGGCAGUCGGAGGAUGGUCGACGUUAUGGAUGUGACCACUCAGAAGGGCAUCGAGAUGUCCAUGGCCCAAUGGCGGCGGUACUACGAGACCCCGCCUUCGGAGCGAGAUAAGCUCUAUAACGUCAUCAGCCUGGAGUUCAGUCACACCAAGCUGGAGAACCUGGUGAAACGACCCGCCUCGGUGGAUUUGAUCGACUGGGUGGACAACAUGUGGCCAAGGCACCUGAAGGAGCGACAGAGAGACUCAACCAACUCCAUCAUAGACAUGCAGUAUCCCAAAGUGCAGAAGUACUGUCUGAUGAGUGUCCAGGGCUGCUUCACAGACUUCCACGUUGACUUUGGUGGUACAUCGGUCUGGUACCACAUCCUGCGGGGGGGCAAGGUGUUCUGGCUGAUCCCACCCACACCCCAGAACCUGGAGCUGUAUGAGGACUGGGUGUUGUCAGGGAAACAAGGGGACAUCUUCCUGGGAGACAAGGCUCGGGACUGUCAGAGGAUUGAGCUGAAGCAGGGCUAUACCUUCAUGAUCCCCUCUGGUUGGAUCCAUGCUGUGUACACCCCUGAGGACACGCUGGUGUUUGGGGGAAACUUCCUCCACAGCUUCAACAUCCCCAUGCAGCUCAACAUCUACAACAUCGAGGACCGCACUCGAGUCCCGGCUAAGUUCCGAUACCCCUUCUACUAUGAGAUGUGCUGGUACGUGCUGGAGAGAUACCUCUACUGUCUGACUAACACCUCUCACCUCACCCCUGAGUUCCAGAAGCACUCGCUUGGUGUUGGUCUGACUCGAGACUCCUCGGAGAACAAACUCAACGGCCACGUGAAAAACGGCACGUCGGAGGAGAAUAAAGACAGAGACGAUGAUGAGGAAGGAAAGGAGGAGGAAAGGGAGAGCAAGGUCAAAAUGGAAGAGAGCGAUGAGGAUGUCUCCCCCACUCUGGGUGCCACUAAGCUGGGGGUGAGGGUAAACCUGACCCCCCUGGAGCUGGAGGGGCUGUGGAACCUGCUGGGGAAGCUGGAGGAGCUGCCAGCCCACAAGAAGUGUGUCCCCGCAGGCAUCCGCAACGCCCCCGCCCUGCUCCACGACAUACGGGCUCUUCUGGAAGACCACCGCAACGACGACCCCAAGCUGUCUUACACUGGGAAGCCCAUCGUCAAGUGGCCCAAGAGGCCGUCGUGGUACCGGCCCCCUUCCCCCUCGCCGGUGGACCGCCCGCGCCCGGCCACGCCCCACAAGCCCGCGGUCCCGCGCCCGGCUCGGGCUGCCACCUCACUCUCGGCCCUGAGGCGGCGGCGCGUGCGCUGCAAACGCUGUGCGGCCUGCCAGAGGGAGGAGUGCGGGGAAUGCAACUUCUGCAGAGACAUGAGGAGGUUCGGAGGACCCGGGCGCAUGAAGAAGGGCUGCAUGAUGCGGCAGUGUCUGGCUCCUGGCCUGCCCAACUCGGCGGUGUGUGUUCUCUGUGGAGAGGGCCAGGGGAAGCAGGAGCUGGCGGACGCUAGCCCAUCCUCCACAACCCUGAUGGAAUGCUCCAACUGUGCUCAGAUCGCCCACCCCGACUGCAUCAAGGUGCCAGGGGAGGGCAGGAUCAACAAGGACCUGCCCAGCUGCUGGGAGUGUCCCAAAUGUUACCAGGACAAAGAUGGCUCCUCAUCAGAGUCGUCCAGCAGUGAUGAGGACAGCAUGGCGUCUACAGGUUCUCUCACUACGUCAAAGCAUGCCCACCGGGAAGGGAUAGGAGUAGAGGAGGCAGGAGGUGGGGUGAGGAAGGGGCGACGUGGCAGACCCCCACUGGCGUCCUCUCUGUCCCAGCGGAGGGCGCCCCCUCCCUCCCAGCGGCUACUACUGCAGCAACAACAGAACAGGAAGAGAGCCGGCGCACUGGAGCUACGACUCCGGAAGAGUAUCAAACUGGAGCGCAGCAAAAUCUUCCAGUCGAAGCAGACGUCAUCUCUGGAGCGUUCUCACAAGCUCCUGGGCUCCCAGCGUCUGGCCCACCUCCAGAGAGGGGUGUCCUCUCGCCUUCACUCCCCCGUCGGCAGACUGUCCCGGGGCCGUGGGUCCUUCAGAGGCUCCCCUACAGGGGCACGACUCCAGCCCCCCCAACCCUCCCUCAGCCUGGACCCCGCAGGCAGGGGAGAUGGGCGCAGGGGGCAAGGGCGAGGAGUAAGGCUCAGAGGAGGAGCAGCAGGAAGAGGACAGAGACACGGUGGAGCAGAGGAAGAGAGUGAUAGCAGUACCAGCAGCAGCAGCAGCAGCAGUAGUUGUAGUAGUGAUGAGGAGGAGGAGAACGGCGUGCGGAGUGGCAGAGGGGACAAAGAAAACCGUCCGCAGAGACGAGUAACAGCCAAAGAAGAUGAGGGGAGUGGGGAGUCCAACCAAAACGAAGAAGAGGAGGCGGUGAUGGAUGAAGACUGGAGGGAAGGAGGACAGGCACAGGCGGAGCCACCGGUCCUCGUAGUUUCUGACAUUAGCGACGACCUCAUGAAGGGCUCGUAUCUCACUGUGACCCUGCAGCCGUCGAGGGCCAAACAUGAUCCAGGGGCCAUCGUCCCCAAACUGGAGGCUGCAGUCACCCCCCGCCCUGCUCCUCCCGGACAGAUUUACACACAACGCAAGAAUCUUGCCCGACCACCACUCAGGAACCACGCCCCAGACCCUGCACGCUCAGAUAGACACACACACAUCCGGGGAAGCAACAUACACACUGGCGGCUCCCAUGAAGACGAGAGGAGAACGAGGCCGGGCAGACCAGAGAGGACAAACAAUGGUGCUUCCUCCUCCCGGGUUCCUCCUCUACACCUCCCUCUGUCGGCUUUACACGAUGGGGAGAGGGAGCUGGCGAAUGGAGGGAGCGAACCGGGCUGUGAGAGGGAGGUGUGGGUAUCAGUCUUCCGUUACCUGACUCGUGCUGAGCUCUGUGUCUGCAUGGCCGUCUGCAAGAACUGGUACAAAUGGAGCCUGGAUAAGAGGCUGUGGAUGAGGAUCAAUCUGACCGUCUCUAAAGCAAUCAGUCCUCAGGCCCUGUCGGGCAUCAUCAAACGCCAGCCAGUCGCUCUGGACCUCUCCUGGACCUCCAUCUCCAAGAAACAACUCACGUGGCUCGUCAACCGCCUGCCAGGGCUGAAGGAUCUCAUGUUGUCUGGGUGCUCCUGGUCUUCUAUUUCGGCUCUGAGCUCGACCAGUUGCCCCCUCCUGCGCACGCUGGACCUGCGCUGGGCCGACGGGGUGAAAGAUGGACAGAUACGAGACCUGCUCAACCCCCCAGGGUGUGAUAACCGCAGUCAGCUGAGGAACAUGCAGUCUUUCCGUCUGGCAGGGCUGGAGAUCAGUGACUCCACUCUGAGGCUGGUGAUCAGACACAUGCCCCUGUUGACCCGUCUGGACCUGUCCCACUGCGGAGGCCUCACGGACCAGUCCAUCAACCUGCUCACUGCCGUGGGCUCCUCCACACGCAACACACUCACUGAGCUCAACCUGGGGGGCUGCAGUAAGCUGACAGAUGCGUGUCUGUGGUACCUCCGCCGGCUCUCCUGCCUCUCCCUGCUGGACCUGCGGGAAUGCAAGGGUGUCUCCCGCAAAGCCUGCGAGGCCUUCAUCUCGGAGCUGUCCGUCAACACCCUCUACUGCCUAUCAGAGGACAAGCUGAUCCAGAGGAUAUCCUAGAGGCCCGCCGCCUCUGUCUGGGACAGAGAAAAGAGAAAAGACUGUAGAAGAAGGACAAGGGAGGCCUAAAAAUCCCCCACACUCUCAGAAGGGAGUAGGAGAGUGAUUAGUUACUACACACUUAGUGGGAGAAGGGUUUCUUUCCAUGUUGUAUACAUUUUUUUGACUAAACCAGACAAGACUCAGGUGUUUGCGCUCAGGCGCCGACGCUACGUGAUUAAAGUGGGGAGGUCGGGGGGUUCCCGUGAAGGUGGCUGGGGGUGCUAGGUGUCAUGCCCGACAGGGUUCCCUCCUUACCCUAGUGGUUCUAAGUGCUUUAUGACAGGCCGUCUCUAACCCAAAAGGUGUUGGUUGUGGACUAACUCUUCCAGGAGUACUUUGGUCAGGUCGCCCCAUCCUGAGACAGAGGGGUGCGCCUAUGAGGGAUUCAGGGACGGUGCGAGAGGGCAAUCGACGUGAUGACGAGACCAAAACCAGGGCAUGAAUGAAAGGGAGAAAGGGGGGGUGACAGGGUGCGCUCUCAAACAACAGUUAGAAUUCAGGUGCUAUCACUCCCAAAACUCUCCCUGUUUUGUACAAAUAUGAAUCUAGGACAACUGUCUAUUUUAGGAAAUGCCCCUCACCCCACUUUGAUGCAUUUUCUGUUUCCCAUGGAUAAAAUGUGAGUUCCUUUCCGUUUCACCUGAUAAGAUUCAGUGUAUAAAUGUAUGAUUUGCGGUCAUUAUUCUGCCCUGUUACCAUUCAACCUAGUGCUUCUAAUGGAUACUUAUUUCUUACCCACCUCACUGCCAAAUCUAAAAAGAAUAUAAAUAUAUACUUUUGUCUAAAUGUUUCCCUAUUUUAGAAGACGAAGAGAAAAUCCCGUAGCAUUGUAAUUAUUUUCAGAAAUCUUUUUCACUUAUGUUAUUAUUAUUAUUAUUAUUAUUUUUUAGAAAAUUAAAAAUUAAAGAUCAACUGUG